Molecule: messenger RNA, 2312 nt
Organism: Seminavis robusta
Lineage: Eukaryota; Bacillariophyta; Bacillariophyceae; Naviculales; Naviculaceae
Source: the annotation of a GenBank genome assembly
AAACCGUGCUUACUUAACCCUUUCCCAACUCGCACAGUUGCUCCUUUAGCUCUCAACGGUCAAAUGAAAGCAUGCAUCCGUUAGCGAGCUCUGGUGGCAGUUUGGCUUCUGAUGUUCGCCACUCCCUGGACUCCGGAUCUGUUCGAGGCCAAGGACCAUCACCAUCCAACCUUUGUCCAACCAACUGCUGUGUCCAAUUCUUUGCUCCUAUCCACGAGCUACUCUACUAGUAGAACCGUACAGACUGACCAUGGCAUUCCCAGCAUCUCUUGCCCCGUCGCCGGUUCAUCUUGCGUUUACGGGUAUCCAAUGGGAUCCUCUUGGAAAAUUGGAACUAACGGGCCCAGAAAAGUCCCUUUUACGCUCGGCCGAAGACAACGUCCUGGAAUACUCUCUGGCAGAACAAGAUGACGCUUCCGCCUAUGCACGGUUGCUUCUCAAGGUGUUGGAUCAAGUCAUUGGACCCAACAAUUCGUCCGACAAGGUGGCCAAACUCACCAUGGAAGAUAUCUUGGACGAUGAAGAAGCACUGCAAAUGCUUUACGUCGAUCCCAUGGGCGUCGUGUCCCACUAUGCCCUCAGCAAACUCUACGAAGUCAUUCUCUAUCUCAAGGAAAAAAGUACAAAGUCAGAAAUGUCCGUUCUAUCCACCUUUUACAAAGAUGGAGCCUUGAUUGAAGAAUGGAGACCUCUCCUUCGCAUUCUGAAGGGGGGUGCCGGAACAGGGGAUGCCUAUGCUCAGAGGGUAUCUGCUUUGUGUUUGGCGUGUAUUCUGUUUGAAGGUUGUCCUUCGCAGCACAACAAAAAGCUCCCCGCGGACAAGUCCCCUGCUGUCUUGGAGGCCCUGCAAUCUUUGGUUUCCUGGAUUGCUUCUCGACUUCAGUCAUCCACAUCGACUUCGUUGGCAUUGGUCACGCCUGCUCUGGCCGUACUCAUUGCAGCCCCCGAAGCACGAAAACUAUUUGAUCAAGCGGGAGGGAUCGGGUUCCUCGUCCGACACUUGAGGGUCCGACAAGCUGGACCCAAGAAAAACUCGGCAUCCGUCCAGCAUCUCUACGAACUAUGCUUUUGUCUAUGGAUUAUGACGUAUGAAUGCAGUUCCUCGGAAGAAAUGCGUGGGCACUUUCAUCGAGAUCAGGCCGUUUUUGCGCUUGUGGAUCUGGUGGCGACAGCUCCUCGUGAGAAGGUCGUCCGUGUUGCUCUAUCAUCCCUUCGCAAUUUGGCAACAUGCAGCGACGAUGAACUUCCCACGGUUGGGUCCAAGACCGUAGAUGGAUCUACGUUCUUGGGCGAGAUGAUUGGCUGUGGGUUGAUCAAAUCAAUCGACCUCAUGAAGGAGCGUCAAUGGACCGAUCCAGAUAUUGUAGAGGACCUGGACAUUCUCCACAAAUUGUUGCACGAGAACUACCAUGACAUGACCCGGUGGGACGUGUACAAAUCAGAAGUUGAGUCAGGCCAUCUUCAGUGGGGAAUUGUCCACACAGAAAAGUUUUUCAAGGAAAAUGCUAGACGAAUGGAAGGGAAGGAUGGAAACUUUGCCGUUGUCAAAGUGUUGAUAAGUCUUGCCGCCAGUUCCAGUACUGACGAAGAGGUUGCGGCCAUUGCUUGCUACGAUAUUGGUGAAUUCGUACGGAAUUAUCCCAAUGGGCGUGCCAUUGUCAAGCGCUUGGGUGCAAAGGAGAUUGUUAUGAAGCUGAUUGAGCAUGAGAAUCCGGAGCUGCAAAGACAUGCGUUGCAGUGCGUGUCAAAGAUGUUGGUGCAGAACUGGCAGGCUUUGAAAUAGAAAAGCAAUCAACGAUCUCGGCCCUCCAGAACUCGGCGAGUCAAGGUCUUUUUCAUCUGCUCCCCGAACAGAACGCAUUUGGGCAGUUUGAGGACUGCUGCUGGAAUAUCGAUAGGUCUCCUCUAGCUAGAAGGCUGGUCGGGCCCUGGUAUGCUUCCAUUUUGUCUUGCCAUGGUCCAUUCAGACUGGCUUUGGUCUAGAUCUCUGUGGCUUUUAAAAUCAGUGUAACAUAGAUUCCAGUGGCACAGAUGUGCAGCUAUCACUGUGUGUUGGUUCUACUUGCCCUCGGCAAAACUAUUUGCCCGCCCAGAAACACCAAUAGGGACACUGGGUUCCAGUUGCUGCACCAAUCCCAAGAUCCCUAUCACGGGUCUUCUAGCAAGACUGGACAGUAGAUUUCAUUGCCAACCACUAGUUCAGGAUCCAUGGACUAGCUAGCUAGGUUCAAUGAACCUUGCCAUGCACAUUUGCACAGAAGGAGCCUUACCCCCCCCCCCGUGCAAUCUUGUUGGCGAGGCAAAACCUCUUU